AUGGCCCGGGGUCCGGGCCUCCCGCCGCCGCCACCGCGGCCGUUACCGCUGCUGCUGCUGCUGCUGCUACUGCACCUGGCGGCGGUGACCCGCCCCGCGGCCGCGCAGGACAACUGCACGUGCCCCACCAACAAGAUGACCGUGUGCGGCCCCGACGGACCGGGUGGCCGCUGCCAGUGCCGCGCGCUCGGCUCGGGCGCCGUGGUCGACUGCACCACGCUCACCUCCAAGUGCCUGCUGCUCAAGGCGCGCAUGAGCAGCACCAAGAGCGGCCGCGGGCUGGUUCGGCCGAGCGAGCACGCGAUCGUGGACAACGACGGCCUCUACGACCCCGACUGCGACCAGGAGGGCCGCUUCAAGGCGCGCCAGUGCAACCAGACGUCGGUGUGCUGGUGCGUGAACUCCGUGGGCGUGCGCCGCACCGACAAGGGCGACCAGAGCCUGCGAUGCGACGAGCUGGUGCGCACCCACCACAUCCUCAUCGACCUGCGCCACCGCCCGGCCGCGCGCGCCUUCAACCACUCGGAGCUGGACACCGCCCUGCGGCGCCUCUUCCGCGACCGCUACCGGCUGCAGCCGCGCUUCGUGGCGGCCGUGCACUACGAGGAGCCCAUCAUCCAGAUCGAGCUGCGGCAGAACUCCUCGCAGAAGGCCCCCGGCGACGUGGACAUCGCCGACGCCGCCUACUACUUCGAGAGGGACAUCAAGGGCGAGUCGCUGUUCGCUGGCAGCGGCGACAUGGACGUGCGUGUGCGCGGCGAGCCCCUGCACGUGGAGCGCACGCUCAUCUACUACCUGGACGAGCAGCCGCCCCAGUUUUCCAUGAAGCGCCUCACCCCCGGUCUCGUCGCCGUCAUCGUGGUGGUGGCGCUGGCCGUCGUCGCUGGCGUGGUCGUCCUGGUGGUCAGCAACCGCAGGAAGGCGGGGAAGUACAAGAAGGUGGAGGCCAAGGAGCUGGGGGAGUUGAGAAAUGCGCCGAGCCAGUAGGCACUUGGCGGGCCUGGGGGGUGCGGGGGUGUGGGCGUCGACCCUAAGCAGAGGCUGAGACCCGGUCCAAGGGAGACAUCUCUCUGUCCCCCCACCCCCUGCCGCCGCGUCCACUCUCCACCUCCUCCCGGGGUCACCCGCCUGCUGACUUCUCUCUGGAAGGAAGCAUUUCUAAACUUCCUUCCUUUUUGGUCCAACACUGAGAAUGGCUCCGCGGUCGGUGUGGGAAGCCAAGUGCCUGCCAGGGACAGAAUCCACCACGAAGGCUGAAGUGGGCUUAGAUGGGAAGCGGCGCUUUUUACUGUUCUGGGGCUUGAGCUAGCCAAUGAGCUCCACUUGUGUGGCUUCCCGGAGGAGUUUGUUAAUUGGGCCUGCGAGGUGUUCUGUACCGCGGUUGGUGGGACCGACCACAGCUCCGUCGCCAAGACGAAGCCCAUUUUCGCUCCUGAGCGCGCCCUAGAUGCCAUUGAGGGCAACCCCCUGCCCCAGAAACUCAGUGUCUGGUCUUCAGCUCGCCCGGAGGGCAGCUCCUGUUAAUUGUGUUUCCUUUUGUAAAAUGUUUGUACAUAGAUUGUCUUUAAUAAUGCUGCUGUGAUUUUUUAAAAAAAAUAAAUAAAAACAAAUUGAAUAAAAUACC
Messenger RNA from Lepus europaeus (European hare), 1624 nucleotides. RefSeq names its product tumor associated calcium signal transducer 2 (gene TACSTD2). The record is from RefSeq and is a predicted model, not a curated record. NCBI's taxonomy places the organism in Eukaryota, Metazoa, Chordata, Mammalia, Lagomorpha, Leporidae. Gene Ontology annotation, cellular component: nucleus; membrane. The transcript has a single exon. Bases 1 to 987 code for a protein of 328 amino acids. Gene Ontology annotation, biological process: positive regulation of stem cell differentiation.